AUGUCAUUGGCCUCUCUGAGAGGUGCAACGAGUCAAUCCGAAUGUCAAUCCGAAUUGGAGGAAUCGUGUGUCGUGACGGAGCUGGACGAGCAAGAGUUAGAAGGACUGCCAAAAUUGAAGACCUCAAACCUCAGAACACAACGCUCUUCCCGCCAGCGACCGACCAUUGCAGCACUACAAAGCCUACCACCGAUGCUCUUUGCUGGGAAUGAAGGGGUACUUGUUAUUAAAAUUGGACUAGUAUAGGCUAACCAUCUACAACUUAUCGCGAAGCAGGUAUCAGCUUUCAUUUUCUGUUUUUACCGUUUAUCCACUUAUGCUACAUGGGCGCUUCUAUGUCGACUUGGUGCUGAUGCCACUUGCUGACUGUUAUUUCCAGCGCUUGCUUGUUGAGAUACUUCAAGCUAUUGACUUUGUUUUACCUCUUUUCCGUCAAGCCACUGAUAUCCAUGACGAUGGCACGCACUAGUAGUUUUCGUGUCUUACAACUAGGAUUACCUCUCCCCUCAAAAGAGGAUCUUUACCUUUCAAAUAUAAUCAACUAAACCCGAAGCCCUCCACAACGCGCACCGAAGCUGAGGAGCUUGCUGGACCUUCAGAAAUGCCUAAAGAAUCACCAAAGUAUAUGCAAGCUGAAGCGGCGAAGAAAAGCUCAUAUAUGGGUGGUUUCUUUGGCCUUUUCGGAAUGGGAGGCGCUGCUGCUGAACAAGAUGAACAAAAUAAGUCCUCCGGAGAGGGAAAACCCACUUCCAAUGCAGCACAAAACAAGUCAGGAGAAAGCAUUACAACUGCUUCUUUAACUGGAGCAGUGGGAUCGUCGGAACUUGUUGGAGAUGGAGAAAAGAGGAAUUAUAUGUCCGGAUUAGAGGAGGUGGCGCAAAAGCAUGACGGCGGAAAAGGGACAACUACUUCUACUAAGCAAAAUACGACUAAUGUAGUUGCGUCUGAAAAUUAUGCCACCUCGACUGGUGAUGCGGUUCCUGGUGACGUAGUUCCAGUUUUUACAGGAAAUCCAGAGCAUUGGACUCCUAGCUCUUCCGGUAGAGAAGCCGCGGAGUCCCUGCUCGCUACGGAACGCCGUCUCAGCGCCAACCCCAUAACUGAGGGUGGCGCUUCUUCCCGUCUGAUUGAUCGUGGUGUGGAUGUGAGCGGGACUGAAGUUCCUUCUGUGGCUGUGCCAGACCACCCGACAGGCACCAGCCGCAUCAUCCAGCCCGAUCAAAUCGUUCGUGCCAGUGCUGUUUUACAAGACAACAUUCGCGGCUCCACUUCGAGUAAUGUGGACAAGAACAUGCGGGAUUUGACGGAGGAAGCUUUCCUGACGAAAGAGCAGAUCGAGAGCGCGAUCGCCCACGAAGGAGAAGAGGAGAACAAGCAAAAGGCGAAGCAAGGUAUGGCGGAUUUGGCCAAGAGUAUGAAGGAAAUGCUCUCUCUGGUAAAAAGGGUAACGGUGCCAGAAGCACCUAUCGUGAGUGUCCUUGCCGAUGACGACGUCGACUUGCCGAACCGUUUGAGUGUGGGGACAGCGAGUGUGGAGGAUGCUGAGGGGAAGCAAGCAAGAGCCUUGUUGAUCUCGAAAGCAGGG
This is a messenger RNA of Amoebophrya sp. A25, 1585 nucleotides long. Lineage: Eukaryota; Dinophyceae; Syndiniales; Amoebophryaceae. The record is from the annotation of a GenBank genome assembly.